Messenger RNA from Anolis carolinensis (green anole), 9703 nucleotides. RefSeq names its product synaptotagmin 2 (gene syt2). Lineage: Eukaryota; Metazoa; Chordata; Lepidosauria; Squamata; Anolidae. The coding region runs from base 331 to 1626 and encodes 431 amino acids. Gene Ontology annotation, cellular component: synaptic vesicle membrane; plasma membrane; dense core granule. The transcript has 10 exons. The record is from RefSeq and is a predicted model, not a curated record. Gene Ontology annotation, molecular function: calcium-dependent phospholipid binding; clathrin binding; phosphatidylserine binding. Gene Ontology annotation, biological process: synaptic vesicle endocytosis; cellular response to calcium ion; regulation of calcium ion-dependent exocytosis.
AGGAGCAGAUGAGCCGGGAGGGAGGGAGCGGGGAGGGAGAAGAAAGGAACAACCUUAAGAAAAACCGCAAACGCGUGGCUUGGAGACUGCAGAGAGAGAGAGAGAGAGAGAGGGAGAGGCUGGACGGAUUGGAUUUCACAGAAAGGUUCCUAUAGAAAAGCGGGAGCGUCGCUGUCCGUGGUGCUGACGAGGCGGUCGCCUUGGUCUCCUUUGGCAGAAAGUGCUGAAUGGACAGCUCUCUCGGUCCAGGGGCUUCUGCUCCGGCACUGCUCAAGUUGUGAUUUCGCACGCCAAGACCUCAAAUUGCUGAAAGCCUGAAGAACAGUCAAGAUGAAGUGGAAUCUCUUCAAAAAAACUGCCAACCCCGAGCCCAUUAUAGCUGCUACUACAGGUGGUCCAGCAGCAUCCCCAACUACAACAACAGCACCUCCAUCACUCUCAACGGACAACACAACACAGAUAUCAGGCCCAGUGGAGAGCAAGGAGGAUGUGUUUGCCAAAAUUAAAGAGAAGUUUAUGAAUGAAAUAAACAAAAUUCCCUUGCCACCAUGGGCCCUGAUUGCCAUUGCUGUAGUAGCCGGGUUGCUGAUCCUCACCUGCUGUUUCUGCAUCUGCAAGAAAUGCUGCUGCAAGAAAAAGAAGAACAAGAAGGACAAAAAAGGGAUGAAAAAUGCCAUGAACAUGAAAGACAUGAAAGGCCAGAACAAACAGGAUGAUGACGAUGAUGAUGGAGAUGGUGACGAAGAGGGAGGGGAAGAGGAAGAGGAAAAAGAGCCAGAGAACUUGGGGAAGCUGCAGUUUUCCCUAGACUAUGAUUUCCAAGCUAACCAGCUUACUGUAGGGAUCCUCCAAGCAGCUGAGCUCCCAGCGCUGGAUAUGGGUGGCACGUCAGAUCCUUAUGUCAAAGUUUUCCUGCUUCCAGACAAGAAGAAGAAGUAUGAAACCAAAGUGCAAAAGAAGACCCUCAAUCCAACCUACAAUGAGACAUUUGUCUUCAAGAUUCCUUAUCAGGAGCUGGGUGGGAAGACCUUGGUGAUGGCCAUCUAUGACUUUGACCGCUUCUCCAAGCAUGACAUCAUAGGAGAAGUCAAAGUGCCCAUGAACACAGUGGAUCUGGGGCAGCCCAUUGAAGAAUGGAGGGAUCUAGAGAGUGCAGAGAAAGAGGAGCCAGAGAAAUUGGGAGACAUUUGUAUCUCGUUACGAUAUGUGCCUACGGCUGGGAAGCUUACAGUCUGUAUCCUGGAAGCCAAGAACUUGAAAAAGAUGGAUGUUGGAGGACUUUCAGAUCCUUAUGUGAAGAUUCACCUGCUGCAGAAUGGGAAGAGGCUCAAGAAGAAGAAGACCACUGUCAAGAAGAAGACCCUGAAUCCCUAUUUCAAUGAAUCUUUCAGCUUCGAGAUUCCCUUUGAGCAGAUACAGAAAGUGCAAGUUGUGAUUACUGUGCUGGAUUAUGACAAGCUGGGAAAGAAUGAAGCCAUUGGCAAAGUAUUUGUUGGGAACAACGCCACUGGCACAGAGCUCAGGCAUUGGUCCGACAUGUUGGCCAACCCACGCCGCCCCAUUGCUCAGUGGCAUUCCCUGAAGCCUGAAGAAGAGGUGGACGCAGCUCUUGGGAAAAAUAAGUAGGCAGCUCCAUACCCCAGCAUCAGCUACUGAACAUUCAAAGUGAUCCAGAGCUAUCAAUACCUCAGUUAGGCAGUGUUUGGUUUCUGUUCUGUUCUAUUUUCUGAGCUGCAAUAUCCUUUCAUUGGUGACUGUAGAGAGAUUCCGGAUGAACUGAAGAGCAUCCAGAUUGAAAAGGCUUAAAGACACAGUUGCUCCUUUUGCAUUCUUCCAAGUAGUUUGUCUGCUGCAUGUUCAUCAUCUCUCUGUGUUAUUCUCUUCAAGCGCAAAGCGAGCUUUUUUCUUGGGUUUUCCUGAGAUAGCCAUGAAUAGCAGCACAACAUCGCUUUGCUUUUACUCACUUUGGGAUUUUCUUCUUUAACUCGGACCUUUGAAUAAUGUGCCAGGAUGAUACCGGAGCCGGACAAUAUGAGUUGACCAGAUACACUGUGUUUGCUUUGAAAAAUAGCAAGGUGCAUUUGAAACAUACAAGGGAAAGCAUCACUCUUCAAGAUUUUUGGCUUUGGUCAUUAGAGUAUCAGCAGAGAGGACAAGAAGCAGCUCUGGCACUAGGACAUCUUUGGUCCUGGGGAAACCUGGUAAAUUAAUUCUCUAUAAUGGGAGACAUGUGAUUUCAGGCAUGUCUGUUGUCUAAUGCUAAUUGCCCUGUGAUGUCUAGGUAACACAGAAGGCAUUCUGUGCCCUGGUCUUUUUCUGUUUUCAAUUGCAGCAACAGAGUGGUAGUAGAAGAUUAUCAAAGUGUGAUAACCCAUAAGCAUCAACUCUCCUGCCCAAAUACAGAGUGGAACACUUUUUGGGGGAAGGAUAGUAUCAUGGAAUAUUUAUGUAAACAGCCAGAUCUGGCAAGCUGACUAUUCAUGUAAAAAAUGGGAAGACUUACACUUUCAUAUUAGUCAGGUUAGCAGUGUCAAGGUGGAUGGAUCAUUUAAAAAAACUUGUCAACCAUGAAAAAAAACCAAUUGAUUUGUAGCUCAUCGUACUCUGCACUGCCAUCUUUGUUUUGAGUACACAACAACCUGAGACCUAGAUGUAAUUUUUUAAAAACUAGUUUUGAGGUGAAAGUGCAUGUAAGGAAUGGAGAUGGCAAGUCAUAUUGGAAGAUCAAAAAAGAAAGAAAGAAAGAAUGAAAAAGAAAAGAAAAAGCAUGCAGAUUUGCCCAGAAGCCCACAGAAUGCUGUAUCGAUCUGAUGCUAUAUAUCUAAUUCUCAGUUAAGGGAGCUGAAGUACUCCAUGAGCUAAAGCUUUCAGCAGGGGGCUUCCACCUUUCCCCCAGGAUCAUGUUGAACUGAGAGAGAACAUGAUGUAGAAAGUUAGAGAGAGAGAGCAAAUCCAUUCCAGCCAAAGGACCAAAGAUGUAUCAAAGGCAGUAGUGUCUCUUGCACUAUUCAACAUUGUCUGGCUGCCAAAACAUUUAUGGUUUCUUUGCUGAUCCUGGAGGGAUAAGCCAUAUUAUCUUUGCUACCUAGUUUUUGCACUAAUUGCUGAAAGUCCCUCCAUUUUAUAUGCAGCCCCAAAUAUCAGUGUCUUUACUGUUUUGGCUCCCUUUUUAGGUUUUGAAACAAAAGAGACAAGUAAGGUGGGUAGGGGAAAGGUACAGACAGACGCUAGCAUCUUCCUGGGACCUUUGUGUUCCUGGUGGAUCUUAUCUUUCACAUCUAUUCAACUUCACUGUCUAAAUUAAAAGGGGUGACUCCAGGUGAUGUUUUCAUAUCACAUAUUGUUUUGUUCCACUCAUUAUGAUAGAUUGGAGCACAGGGUUAACUUCCAUAUCCUAGGAUUCAUUUCUGCUGCUACAUUAGUGCUGACAGCCUGCAUGAAAAACCUUCUUUUUAAAAAAGUGAGUGAGAAUGGAGAUGCAACAAUUUUGUGGACUGUCUGCAAAGUUUUGUGGUCAUUGCAUUUAACAGGAAUGCACUGAUUAUUUGGCAAGGAAAAGACAGUGUGACAAGACAGCCUAUCCAUCCAUAAUGAUGAAUGGAUAGUGCUUAGACCCUACUCAAGUUAAAGAUUUGAGAGUGCAAGAUUCCAUAAUAAUGUUUCUAUGCGAAGAAAAUGCUUCUGUGGCUAAGGAAGAUCUCAUUCUUCUUUGGCAUAAUUUGGCUAUGUCAGGUUAGAUCCUGAUACCAUUGCAGUCUUUAUAAUGGUUAUACAAUGAAAUUGUGACCUUCAAUUUUAUGUUUAUAGAAAACAAACAUAUACUGUACAUGGAAAGGGAGAGAAAGAAUCCAUAUCUGGAGUAAGAGAGGGAGAUUGGAAAGCUGGGCUGGGCUUCAGCAACUAUACUGCCCUUUUUAUUUUGACCCCAAAAUGAAGGCAUUUGUAUCUUCAAGGAUGUCAACUGCAUUGAUUUUGUGUUGGUCUUUUGCUCUUAUAAGGAUGCUGGCCUAGAAAGAAUAGCUGGAUUAAUACACAAGAUAGUAUGUUCUUAGAACUUGCAUGGUCCCUUCCCAUAGAGUACAAUUGUCUUCAAAGACCUGCUCUUUUCUCUCAUACCUAGAGUUAUUAAUGAGAAACUCAGGGGCAGUUCUCACUGAGGUGAUAAACCAGUGUUAGCGUAGUACCAUUUUGACUGCAGAUGAAGAUAAAAAACUCAGUUUAAUAGAAUAUUUGCAUAUCAGAAGAAUGGAUACCUUCCCCUCCAUCCGCACUGUCUUUUAUUUAUUUUUUGGUAUGGAUUGGCAUUUUAUCCUUCAAAUGUCCACCAGUAGCCUGUGACUAGAAUUUAGGCCUCAGAAACAACUUGUUUCAUUGACAAAAUGGCUGUUGCAAGUAGAGUUAAUCUAAGGAUGGCUCGUGGAGAAUUAGGCUAGGUAGUCCUAACUAUGAAAUUUUGUGCUUUGUCCUAAUAAUUUGCAGGCUUCAAUCAGUUCUGCUCACUUCUCUUCCCAGUCUUGUAAUUGUAAAGCAGGAAAGAGGGAUUCAUUGCCAGGUGUUUAAAUGCUCCAGCUUUCCCCAAAUUCUAAAAUGUCUUCAUAUGUUUUGGAAAGAAGAGGGGAGAUCUUAGAGGAGAGUUUAGAAAAGUUAUCUUGAACUGUAGGUCCUUUUUUUCAACUACUGGAGGAUGCUGCGGGUUGCAGUCCAUGAAAGUACAUUCUCCAAGAUCUGCCGGUUACUUACAUCUAAGAAGUUAGAAUUGCAGUCUUGCCCAUAGGUUGUGUGAUAUCAUUAUUUGUAAGGUACAAGAUUCAUUAAGAAUUGUUACAAACCCAGAGACCACUGGCAGUUCUUUAAUGGAGUAGCUAUGCCAUAUGGGGAGAAACAAUCAAAUAGAUCACCAAUACUUCUGUAGAGCUUUGGUGCAUGGUUUACCUUUUCUCUUAUGAAAAAACACUUAACUAUACAUUCAUCUCCUAACCCCAAUAUCCUUUAUUGUGCCUCUCUUAGCUUUUAAUGCUGCCACUGGCAAAGAUAUAAAAAAAUUAAGAAAUAAUAGUAGAAAAGUGUUAUUGUGGAAUUCUGAACCAGAUUUUAAAGCUGAACUUGGUCCCAUGGACAGCCAUAAGCCACCUCAACAGUAGAGUUACAAUGUCAGAAACUGGCAGAAAAAUCACAGAAGUUUCUUUUUAUAUAGAGCCAAGUUCCAUUGGCAUAUCUAGGGUUACCAUGUAAACUAAGGAACAGGGCAUUUGUACUUUUAAUAGUUAUAUAAAAGAGGGAAUUUCAGCAGAUGUUGCUUUUCAUUUAUUUAUUUACCCUAUUUAUAUCCCACCUUUCUAUAGCCCAAAGGGGACUCAAGGCGACACCUGCUGAAAUUACCUCUUAAACACAUCCACUAAAAGGGUGGGUGCCGUGUCUUUUAUUUCAGCUGGCAGCCCCAGCCACAUAUGAUGCCUUUUCUGGUUGAAAACAUGGUAGAGUUACAAGAUCUUCCAAUGCUCAGAGAUUCUUGUAUGGUUCUAAACUUGAAGUGUCUCCUUUGCCUAAAUAAAGAAAUGCAUGGGUAUGUGUGCAUUUAUGUCUGUAUGGGUGUGUAUGUGUACACUUCAUAGUUCUCGAGGGUUUCUAUGAUCAGAAUUCACUUGGGUAGUUAUUAAUGCAUAAACACCACUGUUACCUACCUACGAAGUGAUUCACAGCUUGACCUAAUCCCCACUUACCAGACAGCUGCUGCUGUAAUCAAUGGGGAUCUGUUCCUCUGUCCCUUAUAUGCACAGCUGAUUGGUGUUCCCAUCCUGUCCCAUGAGUGAUCUUUAAUAGUCCCUGUGUAUCCUCUUUUGGAGACUAAAUAUCCUAAGGCAUCAGAUCCUAUCUGAUCUUGGAAGCUACGUAGGGUCUGCCCUUGCUAGUUCUUGGAUUUGCCAAUGAAUACCAGGUGCUGUAGGUUAUAUUUCUUUGCCUAAGAAUAGCCUAUAGGCGCAUCAUAAGUUGAUAGGCAAUUUGAAUGCUCCCAUAAAAUAGGGAAUACAUAGGAAUUGUGCAUAUGAAAGUCACAAAUAUAUAACUCUUAAGUCAUCCAUUCAAAAUUACCCAAGUGAAUGCUGAUCUAUAAUUUGGAUACAGACUGACAGAUUAGUAUUUUUAAAACAAAAUUUUGCUAUGGUGCAACACAGUGCUGAUUUUGAUUUCACAGUUUAUGUUACAGAUCCUGCUACCUUUCAAGAUUGCAUAUUUUAAUGACUAAUAAAUUUAUUCUGGCAUAACAACACCAAUGCCAGCAUAAAUUUGUUCAUAAAUUAACUGUGUGAUGAGAUCUAAAUUUACACCCUUCAGAAGUUCUCAAAUUUUACUUUCUCAUUUGAAUUGGUAGUUCAUAUUGACAAGCAGUCAAAUUAGGUUUAUCUUUCCUUAAUGCCCAGUAAGACUGCUAGUCUCUACAUGUCUACUCAAAAGAAAUAUCCCAUUGAAUAGGACUGGCUCAUUGGCCAAUAUUUGGCUUAUACCUUUAAAAAAGCAAAAGCAGAAGCUGCACACCAGCUCAAAAUUUAUAAUCCGCAACCACAUGUAAUUGCAUUUAUCAUGCUCUUAAUUUACAUUUGGAUGCAAAGUGAGAUCUAAAGAAAGUGAUGGGAGUAUGAUAGAAGGAAAUCCUGAAAAUAAUGACACUCAUCCACCCGCAGUAGUCAUGAGCAACCAAUCACAUGUAAGAAUUGGUCAUUCUGGAUGUGAAUGCACAUCCAGUUAUCAUCAAAUAAGAUUCAUCCAUCCAGUUCAAUAAAGCUCAGACAAACAAUCUAGUACAGUGUAAAUGGAGAUCUUUAUACAUAUCAGCAAUGGGUGGAAGUCUGCUUAUGUGCAUGGAUUACUCUUACUGGAUCAGAAUAUAUUUGAGGAUCUUGAACCUUUAAUAGAUCAUUUGCAGAGCAGCAGCAGCACACAAACCUGAUUCUGUUUCUGUUCCAGCUGCUAACAAUCCAGGGUGUCCUCUUUGAAACCGUAAAUUAUUGUGGAGGCAUUAUUGUGAAGAACCAAAUCAAAACAUGAAAGUUCUUUAGUAAAUAGUGUAUCCAACUUCUACUAUUUAAAAUGGAGAAGCUGUUAGCUUUAAUACAUAAUAUAACGUACUUGGAUUUAGUUUCUUUUUCAUAACAGUGAAGGAAAAGGUGAACUGUCUCAAGCCAUCUGAGCCUCAUCCAAAUCCCAUCAUUUGUGUGUACUUAUAUAUAAAAGGAUAUAGAGAUCUAUUAACAUAAAUAAAAUCCUCUUGUAAACAAUGCAUGAUGACUAGCCAGUAUGUAAGUAGCAGCAUGCAAAAAGCAGAACCUGCUCACCAUGUGUGUCACCAUUGCCCAUUUUCUAGAAUACAGUCAGCCUACAAACUUAUUUUUUAAAUGUGGUAUGGAUGAAUUUAUUUUAUCUACAGUAAUAAGAUUUGGGUGGGGUGGGGGACUGGAAAAAUAAACUCUGAGAGAAAGAAUGGUCGUAACAAUGUAAGCUUAUUUUCAAUAAAAAGUAAUAAUUUUUUAAAAUAAAAAAGCAACAAAGCAUGCCUGAUUCAUUAAAUCAUUGAAAGCAGGGGUGGGGUGGGGGAACAUAAACACCAACAAUAUGGCAACGAAAUUUCAUCAGUGUCUUGUAAUAUAUAUUUACAAAACUGUAACUUGUUGAAUUUUUACCAUGUCCAGGUAGCAGCAACAUUGUGGCUUCAAUGUUUUGUGUCGUGUUGAAGCAUUUCACUGUUGACGUAAAUUUAGAAGCCAUAUUUGAUCACAGACUGCCAGGAUCCUGAAAUGGGGAUUGGCUGACAAGUGAUCCUCAGUCUCUUUGCUCUCCCUUGCUAAUGUCUUCCCUCCUCUUUUGUCUUUACAUGUCUUCCCAUCCUUGUCUUAUGUUAUUCCCGAGGACAUUUGUGUUUAACUGAGAGCUGGCUUAAAUCGGGGGCCUUACUUUGGUUUGACCUCUGAAGGGAGUGCCUUCAGGAAGAUUUCUACUUGGCUCCGAAUGUAUUUGCUGGGGCCUUUUUCUUAGUCUGGAUGCAGGUCCAGCAUCAGCACCCAGCUCCCUCAGGCAGUGGCCACGACCAAAGGGCUCAGGCAGGGCCUCUACUGUUGAUGUUUGCUUUGGCUCAUUCUCCUGCCCUGAUUCUCCUGUGGUUCUGCAAUGGCAGCAAUUCAGCCUGGGAAGCUAAGCACUAUUUAAUAUUUCUCACAAUGCCCUGGGGUGCAUAGUAUUGUGAGAAACUAAAUAAAGGCCCAUUUUCCAUACCCAGCCAUUGUGAAACGUACAAACUAGAUCAGGGGUGUGAAUCUAACAAUCCUCCUGAUAUAUACAGAAUCAUAAAGCUGGAGCUCUCAACUUCAAGCUCCUGCCCAAGGCUCAAGGCAGGAAGUCCAGUUAGAGCAUUCCCACUAUCCAGUCUGUUUUUAAAGGAGUACAGAGAGAGAAACCUCACCACCUCUUUAGAUAAUAGUCCUCAUUCCCAAACUUCUCUUACCAUCAAGAAGUUCCUUCUAAUGUGUUGUCGAAGGCUUUCAUGGCCAGAAUCACAGGGUUGUUGUAUGUCUUUCGGGCUGUGUGGCCAUGUUCCAGAAGCAUUCUCUCCUGACGUUUCGCCCACAUCUAUGGCAGGCAUCCUCAGAGGAUCCUCAUACCUCACAACCUCUGAGGAUGCCUGCCAUAGAUGUGGGCGAAACGUCAGGAGAGAAUGCUUCUGGAACAUGGCCACACAGCCCGAAAGACAUACAACAACCCAGUUCCUUCUAAUGUUUAAUUGGAAUCUUAUCCUGCUGUGACUUAAAACUAUUAGAUAUGUAAUACUGUUUGGGGCAGCAGAGAACAAACUUGUACCCACGUCUCUGUGAUACCCUUUUAGGUAUUUAAAUAAUCAUGUCACUCAGUCUUCUCUUCAUGCUUCUCUGAGCAUGUCUAACUGCACUACCUUUCCUUGUAUGUUUUGUUUCCCAUACUUCUUAUCAUCCUUGUUACCCUGCUCUGGACCUGCUCCCAUUUACCUAUGGAACCCAUGGUUCUAUUUAAUGCAGGGUAAAUAUUAUUUGCCUUCUUUGUUGCAGCAUUACGCUGUUGGGUCAUGCUCAUUUUAUGAUCAACAAUAAUCCCAUGGUCUUUUUCACAUGUGCUAUUGCUAUGCCAAGAAUCCCCCCAUCUCUAUCUUUUUGAUUUUUGUAGAAUUUUGCAUUUGUCUUUGUUGAUUUUCAUUCUAUUAAAUUCAAAUCAAUUUUGAUUGAAUUACACAUCCCAUAUGUACAAUUCCUUACCAACCUCUUGCCACUUGAAAUGCUGACUAGAGCUAUGGUAAAUUGCAGUCCUGUAACAUCUAGAGAGCUAUAUGAUCCCCAUCUCAAAUUAGAUUGGGUACACAAAGGCUUGACAUGUUUGAUACUUGUGGCAGAGAGAGGCCUCUGCUCCCAUGGCCUGCCAUUCCAGCCAUGCCACCUCUCAGUCACCCACAAACCUCCCAAACAAUCUGAGUUGGUUGACAUUUUGGAUCUAGUUCAUUUCCCCAUACUUUUGGUGCAGCCCAAGUUCUGCAACACAAACCUCCACCUCCACCCCAUCUCACUCUGCAGGAAGCUACUUUUAAUGAAUGUCCUCUGCCCUCAUGUGGACUCUGUUUCUGUCUUUAUUGUUAAAUUGUUAUUUUGUAAUGAUAUGUGUUUCCUUAAUAAAGAAACUAGCAGAAAGA